Molecule: messenger RNA, 2195 nt
Organism: Galleria mellonella (greater wax moth)
Lineage: Eukaryota; Metazoa; Arthropoda; Insecta; Lepidoptera; Pyralidae
Gene: fray
Product: STE20/SPS1-related proline-alanine-rich protein kinase
Exons: 1
Coding region: 1-1476 (491 amino acids)
Biological process (GO): protein phosphorylation
Molecular function (GO): protein serine/threonine kinase activity; ATP binding
Source: RefSeq, a predicted model, not a curated record
AUGGCCAGCUCGAGUCAUUCAUGGCCCAAUAGCCAGGACGAUUAUGAGUUGUUGGAAGUGAUCGGCGUGGGCGCGACGGCCGUCGUUCACGCGGCCUACUGCGCGCCGCGCGGUGAAAAAUGUGCCAUCAAACGCAUCAACUUGGAGAAGUGGAACACUUCCAUGGACGAAUUGCUCAAAGAAAUACAGGCCAUGUCCAGCUGCAAUCAUGAGAACGUCGUAACAUACUACACAAGUUUCGUCGUAAAAGAAGAGUUGUGGCUCGUGCUUCGACUCUUAGAAGGUGGUAGUUUAUUAGAUAUAAUUAAACAUAAAAUGAGGAUUUCUAAUUGCAAACAUGGAGUUUUCGAUGAAGCGACUAUUGCUACUGUUCUUAAAGAAGUACUAAAAGGCCUUGAAUACUUUCAUCAAAAUGGCCAAAUACAUAGAGAUAUCAAGGCUGGCAACAUACUGCUAGGAGAUGACGGAAUAGUCCAAAUUGCGGAUUUUGGCGUGUCGGCCUGGCUUGCUACGGGCAGGGAUUUAUCGAGGCAGAAAGUACGCCAUACAUUCGUAGGUACCCCUUGCUGGAUGGCGCCAGAAGUCAUGGAGCAAAAUCAUGGAUACGAUUUUAAGGCAGACAUCUGGUCAUUUGGGAUAACGGCCAUCGAAAUGGCGACCGGCACUGCACCCUACCACAAGUAUCCUCCAAUGAAAGUGUUAAUGCUCACACUACAGAAUGAUCCUCCAACAUUGGACACUGGCGCCGAGGAAAAAGAUCAAUACAAAGCAUACGGCAAAACCUUCAGAAAAAUGAUAUCGGAGUGCCUACAGAAGGAUCCUACAAAGAGGCCAUCAGCGCCAGAAUUACUGAAACAUUCAUUUUUCAAGAAAGCGAAAGAUCGUAAAUAUUUAGUUCAAACACUAGUGACGAUAGGACCAAGUAUGGAGACUAGAGUGCAUAAAGCGAGUAAACGACAACCUGGGACCUCCGGUCGCCUUCAUCGCAUGGAGACCGGCGAGUGGGUGUGGGAGAGUGAAGAGGAUGAUGAGGAGGAGGACGGGGAGACGAGUCGCGACCGACCGAUGAAUCAGCUUCUGCGCGCGGACUCUUCUGAAAGUGAGAGCGAGGAAGGCGAGCCUCGCGCUGGCUUCACCAUUGGCUCUCUCGACGCAGAGGAAGCGCCACAAAUCAACCUAGUACUACGUAUGAGGAAUGCUAGAAAAGAACUAAACGAUAUUCGUUUUGAAUUCGCAGCGGGUAAGGAUUCCGCAGACGGUAUUGCGACAGAGCUGGUGGGCGCAGGACUGGUGGAGGCUCGAGACUCAGUUGCUAUCGCGCAGCAGCUACAACGGCUGGUCGAUCUGCACCUGUUCCCGCCUCCGGACGCGCCUGCAACGCGCUCGGUCACGUUCCCGUUGGAAUCUGCCGAUCCCGCAGAGCCUCUAGACGAGAAGGGCCUGGUUGGAUAUGCGCAAAUAUCCAUCGUGGACUGAUUCGCGCUCGCACUUGCACUCGCUUGCCUUCACUGGUCCUCGUCCACCCUCGCCAGUCCCCGCCGGUCUUCACUCACUGUCGCCGAUCCUCCCCCGUUUGAUGGACAAUAAUAUUUCUUAGAGGCAGCCGCGCCUUGUACGCCGCCACUUUAGCAUGUAGUGAAAUCUAUAUUAAGCUCUAUAUUCUGUUAUAUGCUUAGGUACCUAUAUAUUUUAUGGGUGGAUAUGGAUUUUAGUUAUAUAGUUUUAGCUCAAGAGGAUGUAUAAUUUUACAUGACUAUAAGCUGAAUCUGAAUUUGUAAUUAUUUUUCCUGAUUUUAUAUUAGUAUUGUGUUCAUUCGUCUGCUUUAUUGUAUUGGAAACACUGUAAUUGGGUUGAAAUUUAAUUGAACAGUUACUUUAUGUAAAAUUGUUUGCAUGGGCAUCGGUCUUGAAUUUAGGUAAAAAAAAAAAAGGGUAUAAUGAUUUAAAAAUAGUGUAGAUCAUAUAAACCGAUUCCUAAUUUAAUACUUUCGAUUUUAAAUGGUUCAAAAACUAUUGCUGAAUUUCGGAUUCUAAGGAAUGUCUUGUGUUUGAAGUGGUAUGAGCAAAAUAUAGGUUACCCUACAAAAUCGCGUAUGAAAACACACGUGGCGUCAUUGUUGCCGUAUUUGAAAGACCUAUAUAGUGUUAAAUCAAAUCAAAACUAAGCAGGCUUAUAAAAAUACUGUUUUUAUACA